GUUGGUGUCAAAAGGUUGAAUUGAUUUCUUUUGCCGCCCGCACGCACUGUCGGGUUUUUGGGUGGUUCGAUGUUACGAAAAAGUAUCCCUGUGCUUUGCGGAGGAAAAUUUAUGGCCAAGGAUAUACAGCUGGAUGACGGUUGCCAUCCAGUUCAGUAGCUGUUGGACCGUGGUGGUGUGAACAUCAAAAUUGUUCAAGUACCUUUCUGUGGUAGUGGUAAAUGUUUGUGUUUAGUGUAUUAGAAAAAAAUCAAGCCGGAAAAAUGUGAUUGUGCUGGAUUAAUAGCUAUUUAAGCAAUUUCGUGCUUAGAAUAUGCUCCUGGGAUGUUAUGAUUUAGAUACAUAUGGUAGAGAUGAUAUAGUUAAUAUCGGCGAAAUUAACAGUUGAAGGUGUUAUUUGCCUGUUGCAUAUAUGUAAUACAUUGAAAUGCGCCAAAUGAAAAAGUGAGGAACGUGAUGGCAGUUUUUUGUUAGUAAGCCUCUGUCUGGUGUAUGCAGAACCUUCAGUUCCAUAUUCGGUAUUGGGAAUACGAGAUGAAAAACCCAAACCGAAAACUGUGAUUUAUAGCAAAUUGAAGUGUUCCUUUAUGCUUCGCGCUGUUGUUCCGAUGAGUUGUGAGGCAUCGCAAAUAUUGCUAACACAACCUUAGGAUUAGGUGAUUUAUGACCCCGGGUGUACGUGUGAAAUAUCGAAAAUGGUGAAUGAUAGUUACAGUUCACUGGUGCUGGCUACAUCAGCAGCUUCGGAUGGCCGUUUUAAUACUACCAUCGUUCCGACGACGACCUCUUUCACAUCCGGGAUGUCCCCGGAGGAGGAAGAAGAGAUAGAAAUGAUAGUGUCCCGUAUCGUGCCGAUCUUUUUCGGACUUAUCGGGAUAACUGGUCUGCUCGGAAACGCCCUCGUAGUGCUGGUUGUCAUCUCCAAUCCGUUGAUGCGAUCUACAACCAAUUUACUGAUUAUUAAUCUGGCCGUAGCGGACCUGCUGUUUGUGAUAUUCUGUAUACCGUUUACGGCUACGGAUUAUGUGCUAUCGUCGUGGCCAUUCGGAGACCUUUGGUGUAAAAGCGUCCAGUAUCUGAUCGUCGUGACGGCACACGCCAGCAUAUACACUCUGGUUCUGAUGUCUCUGGAUCGGUUUCUGGCGGUGGUACAUCCGAUUGCAAGCAUGGUGAUAAGAACUGAGAAGAACACAAUUUGGGCCAUUACAAUACUGUGGGUGGUGAUCAGCACGACGGCGCUUCCGGUUUCGUUCGCACACGGAGUUAAUAAAUUCCAGUACCGGGACCGGGAUCUCGCCUCCUGCACGUUCCUCGAGAACGAACAGUUCUCCCGUGUUGCCUUCCACAUCGCGUUCUUCUCCAGCUCGUACCUGGUGCCACUGGUGCUGAUUAGCGUGCUGUACAUGUGCAUGCUGUCCCGGCUGUGGCGGUCCUCCGUCGGGGGACGUUCCGCCGAGUCGAAGAAGAGCAAAAAACGUGUCACCCGGUUGGUAGUGGUCGUGGUUGCUGCCUUCGCUUCGCUGUGGUUCCCAAUACAGGUCAUACUGGUGCUGAAGAGUGUGGGUGUGUUUGUGUCGGAUUCGUACUUCAAGAUAUCGCUGCAAAUCAUUUCUCACGUGCUAGCGUACACAAGUUCCUGUAUCAACCCGCUGCUGUACGCGUUUCUGUCGGAAAACUUUCGGAAGGCUUUUCGAAAGAUCGUCUACUGUGGACCGAGCAGCCGGUGGCAGAACAACACACGGCACAUGCCGCUACCAACGAAAACGACACGCACGGGAAGCUGCCAGGGUCAGGACAUUUUAUAACCGGAAAUGGAGCAAACAUCCGUCGUAUACUUUUAGGGGAUCUAUAAAUCACACCUGUCAUCCUUCUGUUCACCUUCCUCACUACCAUCAUCAUCAUCAUGUCACAAUGGAAAAAGUUAUAAGUUUCGGAACGCUCUCGGUUCGGACCGCUGUCCGGAACUGCCGAUCAGGAUAAGCCACAUAAUUCAUCUGGCUUCUACCUUUUAACGGCGGUUGGUUCAAAUAUCCUACUGGGCGGAACGGACCGGCGGCAAAUUGUUAUCGCUAUCAUCGUCUAUAUUGCAGUCCUCGCCAACGGAAGGAUUAUCGCUUGCUGUUAGCUGUGGUGGAUGUGUCCGGUGUGAAACAGGCAAAACUCUUAUUCGCCUACUCAACCGGAUCGGAUCUACUGCAAACAACGGACACAUACCGCCCGACGGAACUCACUGGAUUACCUCUAAUUAUCCUGUGGCAGUUGUGCAACUGAUUUCCCUUCUUAUCGGGAGUGGUCGUUAGAUGGCAAACAUGCGGUAACUUUCAAACCAAACCGAAGACACAUGCUGCUUUACCGUUCUACCGAGCAACGAAUUUCAGAAGUAAGCACACACACACACACACACACAAACGCACUCAACCCAGUUAAUUUGGUAUGAAGCAGCUCCUCCCGGAUGCACACUAGGAUGGCCUACUUAGGUACGAUAUUUUAGUAUCACACUGGUAAGGUUAUGAGUUGAAUCGGUUCGGUUCGUACGGAUUAAGAAAUAGGUAUUUGAUUCGAGCAAACAGCUAUUUACCAAAAUCUCGUUGGUGUGGUCAACCUAUUGUGGACAGGUAGCAAAACUGGAGCAAUGAGAACAGAGCCUGGAAGCAUCGAGGGGUGUUCCAAUGUGUGUUUGUCGUUUUUACCGAGAAAUUUUUGUAGUUUAAGGAAACCUCGGAGCGAAAGAUGCGGAUCGGUUGGGGAACAGCAUUUUGGCAAUCUGAACCAGUCUGAAUUCAUCUAAGUUUGAAUGAGCGCAGUAUCGACGAUACCGGUGUAGUAGAAGGUCAACAAUGAAAAUGCUGUAAGUUUGGUUACGCUGCCAAUGAUUUGGUGGUAUAAAGAUGUUUCGAUUGAAACUCAUUUUGACAGGUCGUUAGAUUAUCUUCUUUGUAUUGCAACGACAUCCGACAGAACUAGUAAAAUAUGAUUUAAAUUAGGUUAGCGAUAGGUUUUCAACCGUUGCUUCUUCAUCGGUAAUUCUAGUUCCAUUCAAAAUUGUUUAUGCAUAAAUGGUGACCUAUUGUUAGUCCACUACUAUAGCGUUUUCGUUUACGCUUUCACACUGCAACGUAGUGUAAAAAUCCCAGGUUACACCCAAGUUUGAACGAGUGCACUAAUGACUACACCGGUGUAGUGAAAUGCCAAAAAUGGCAAUGAAAAGAUAGUGAAAAUUGACGUUCAUUUCAACGUUCAAAAAAGUUGGAAGAGCAAAUCCAUAUAACUUUUUGCCGUGUUCCAUUGGUUAACUUUACAAAUUGUGAAAUUGCACAACUCACUUUCAAAAUAGCCAUCUUAAUGCCUUCCAUGAAUUAUCGAUGACUUUUCUGUUUUAACGACAUCCCUCGAUGUAAGAGCUCUUUGGAGUUAAGUGCUUCAGAAGGCAAACGAACGUUCUUUGCUGGGUCUUUGAAUUUACCAAAUACAUCACAUCGAACAAGAAAAAAACCCGCCCCAGCCCUGUCCACUUCCGGCGGCCCGGCACCAGGUUAGGACGAAGAGGGAAAGCGAUUAAUCUUUCUUUAUCUUCGACACUUUCCGCACCUUUCGACUGAUACGAAUAAAAUACGGUUGCUCUGUUUUAGACCAAUGAAUGGAAAGGUUAACGAAAGUGCUCAACAAAUGGCUUUCACGAUUGCAUUUGUUUUUAUUCGUAAGCUCAAACUUGUUUUAAAUCUUGAUUAAUAUGCAGUGGAUCAUCCUGAAAUGGUGCAAAAACCCUGUCAGAGGGAAAUAUACAGGAAAGACUCGAGUCACAUUUUUCAUCUACCGCCUCCACCCAGCCCCUACCGCCAGGAUCCAUUUCGCGUGAUACGCCUAUUAUGCGAAGAUUUAUAACGCUUUUAAACAGAAACAUUACAAGUAAAACGAGUGCAAGAAGAAGAAAAAACCUGCUGCAGGCAAAAAAAAACGUAAAAACGAUAAGGACCUAUCAAGCGAAAGAAAAAUUGACAUCGAAGUAGAUGCAUCAUUUUUUUAAAUGAGUAGAGUUUUCCCUUUCGGGUGGAAAUUUAAAAAGGGGUAAUAUUCUUCGCCCUUCUUGUAGAUAGAUAGACUAUUGUAAUUUGUAGUGGAACUUAACUAAACUUGUGUAGGUUAAUGUAGUGGUAUUUUUCUAUAUUUCAAAUGCAGUCGAAACUGCUGAUUUAGCAUGCACUUAUACUGAUCAAAAAAUAUGUUUGUGCUAGCAUAAUUCAAAUAGAGGAAAUUAACUGAUAGAAAAGAAUUUAUCAUAGAGUCUAGUAAAAGUUACUGUUUAGAGAAAUUUUGUUGCAAAACAUCUGCUAAGAUUUUAUUUCGUUGACGAGUCCAUCUGUAAAUAGUGAAAGCAAACAUGAUAAAAUGAGCCCCAGAGUUUUUCAAACUUUCAAGCAGUUUUGAUGAGUCUUUAUAAAAAGCUUGUUUUAACGUAUUGGUAGCUCUGGAAGGUACUGACAUUUUAUCGAAUAUAAUUUAAAGGACAGAGUAGUAAAUAAAAAAAAUUAAAUGGUUGUGUACAGUACACGACCACGGUGACAUUAAAAAUGUAGCUUUUUUCAAGAGCGCGCAAAUGAAUUUUAUCUAUCACACAUAUCGACUCACGUUCUUGCUCACUCGCCUGUUUUCAUAUGUUACAAUUUGCUAUAUACCCUCCCCCAUUAAAACAUAAUUUAUUGAAGGUCUUUUAACGGUAAUCUAUUAAUUAAUCAAGUAUCUCACUAGGUGAUUGGCAUUAUUUGGCUGAUCCAUCUAGUAAAAAUAGGCUGGUCUGUCCAGAAAAUAUAUUUAAAAGCAAAGUUCCAUAUUGAGAACUGGAAGCCCACGCCCGCCAACGGAAAUAUACAGAUUCUCCAUGUAAUAUGAAAUUUCAUUUUCCAUUUAAAUUUUCAAUAAUGUACUAAUGAACUUAAGUAAACAAUCUUAAGGUUAAGUAUUUCUUGAUCGAUUAGUGGUGGAAAAAAUGAAAUUAUUUGAUAAAUUACAUUGUUAUGCAACGUUCGCACUACCGGUUAAAACGGGUUUUUAUGCUAUCUUGGUGACAUUUUUCUUGUUGCUAAUUAUUAAAAAGUAUUAUAACUCUGUAGUGUAAAUAUUGUAUUAUUAAACCAAUUCUGCAGCGUUUAAUGUUAUAUAGGUGUUUUAUGUGGUAAUAGGACUGACAUAAUUAUAUCUUCAGUACAGCGGUUUGUUUCAUAAUUUAAAACAGAUUUAUUUUAAAAUUUAAAUUAGUAUACGCAACCGUUCUAUUUGUUGUAUACUUUAAAACGCAAUUAGAACUGUGUUUUAAAUACAUAGGGUAGGACAGAUACUCUGACUGGAUAAACUGGGAAAACAAUUUUAAGUCCAGUAACGCUUAAGACAUGGCUUGAAUUUGAAUCGAAAAAGAACACCCACUUAAACUGUUGCUGGGACGGUAAGUUCUGUUUUAAAAUUUUCCGUUGUGUGCAGUACGAAACAAAAGUGUUUGAAAUUAGAAAACAAAAAGUUCUGCUGGGAAUGUGAUUGUUUCCGAUGCAAUUACACUCAGGUUUUUUCACGCAGGGGAUACAGGCCGUGUAAAUGAAAACCGUAAAUUUCAAAAAAAACGCGUAAAUGAAAACCGCGUAAAUUUCAAAAUCCGCGUAAAAAAACCUGAGUGUACUCUCCUAUAUAAAAUACUACGCUGAUGAACAGUGCAAUAACUACAGAAGCACGUUGUCAGAUGCCAUACUGAUAAAAAACAUAUAACCGAAAUAUGAAACAUAUGAAAACCAAUAGGCUCUUUACCCUACGCAGCUACAAAGCGGCGUAAACAUGGAUUAACAAGUUACAACGCACACGCAUGCAUAAAAAUAAAUAUUCUAGAGAAAAUUUAGAAUAGGACGUAAGUAACAAUGAGAGAUUCUCUUUGGGGUCUUUCUCCUCUGUUCAUUACUCAGCCAUUUCAACAUUUACUACUCUACUCUUUGCAUAAUAUUCUAGUAAAAACCGUCAGCUUUCGAUAUGUACUGGAAAAUUAGUACAAAGUGUUGUAAUGACGUCGUAAUAAACGAAAGAGAAAGUAAACAAAGAGAGGCUCUCAAUGUUACUUACGUCCUAUUGAAAAUUUUCACUAGAUAUUUUUUUCAAACGCAACACUCUUAUGGCGAUUUCGCUUGAACCUGAGUCAGGUUCUAACCCCAACCGCUGUCAGUUCAUACAUUUUGACAGCAGUUGGGGUUAGGAACUGACUCAGUUUCGCCUCAAACAAAAACCACAUUAAGCAGCACACACCGUAUUGAAUUAAAUCCAAACCACCCCACCCACCCACUUUGCAAAUCAUUCUGUGACACCGUGCUGGUACCCGAAAAAUCCGCACACGGCCACCACUGCCGAAAAUGCAUAGCGUGAGCGUCUACCGCUUAUUGUAGUGCCCAAACGCUGCAACCAUGAUCUUACCCGUUCGACAUAAGAACAAAAACUGAUUCAAACGGGUACGCGUCACCUCUAUUUAUAAACUAACCGUAUAUGGUUUAGUCACUUAGGUGCGAGUGUGUGCAAAUGCCAAUGUUGCCGAAAAUCUAUAGCGCUUAUUGCAUCGCCCGGAGACGACGUUGCUCGUGUGGGAUAAGAGCAACAACUGAUUUAAACGGACAUGCGUUGCUUCUAUUUAUGACUUUUCGUGUUUCAUUGAGCCACUAAGCUGCUCUCUAUUGACGGCUGUGCCUGAAAAAUCUGCUUCACGAAUGGUAAAUUUCCCGUUUUUCGUGAACUUUUUAAUUUUACCAAUUUCCAAAAGUCUACUUUUAUUGGGGAGAUAUUAAAUUAUUACCAAUAUUUAAGUUAGGUGUCUCUGAAUCGGUUCGUGUAUGAAUGAUUAAAAUCCAUCUAGUAGGGGAACAUGGGGAGACUUGACCAGGUUUUCAGCUAAAACUGCAUAAAUCUCUAAAAAAGCCUUCAAUCCCCCAAAAAUCAUUCAGAUAUAAUGCGCAAAGUUAUUGCGCGUCUUCAUGAUUUUUUGCAGAAUUUUUAAUUUAAUUUUUGAAAAGUUACAAAAGUUUUUCUGUUAUCGUUUUUUCUGGUCAAGUCUCCCUAUUGCGGGGAGACUUGACCAAGGCGUGGGGAGACUUGACCAAGAGAAUUUUGAAAAAUCAUAACAAAAAAUAAUGACAUAAAACAUACUGUACUUAUUUUUUCCCUAUUGUCGAGAUCCUUAGGUAGCAGUAAAAAAUAUAAAAGAGUUGCAUUUGAUAAAUUUUGAUUUUUUUAAAUGCAUUUCUUUUUAAGGAUUAACUGUACUGCUUGCAUUGCAUGUUCACACGUCACGAAAUCAGUCCCACUAUUGCUAACUUUGCUUACAAAUUUUAAAAUAUAAAGACUUAUGUUUGGGGUGGGUUUUUUUUAUGGCGUGAUUAACAUUAACAGUAGGUACCAAAGCAUAAUAAAUAUUAGGAAUUUUGUAUUUUUCUUCAGCUGAUCGCCACUUGGUCAAGUCUCCCCAUAAAAUCUUGGUCAAGUCUCCCCAACAUUAGUUAUUGCGUUCAAUUUCAUGUGAAUUCUAGUAAUAACUAUUCCAAUGUUCCAGUUUAUGUAAAAUCAUUUCACUGCUUCACAAGGAUUAAGAGGGUAUAUUAGUCCUUUAAUAGUAAUUAGUAGUCGAGUAGAUAUGUCCAUACAAAGUUUGAUAAAAAAUUACAUAAUUUAAUGCAAAUUUAUUAAUCACGUAAUAUUUUCUGCAAGGAAAGGAUUUUUUACUCCAAACUUUCCAAAUUACCUUAAGGGAUCGAAACAAGUAUAAAAAUAGUUUUGAAAAAAAAUUAAGAAUCGAAUAGGAGACGCCAUAGCCGAAAAUAGAAUUUUGCGCUUGGUCAAGUCUCCCCAUGUUCCCCUAAUAUCGGAGUUAUAAGCGUUCACACCUUACAUAGGUUCGUUACAUGGGAGAUAGUUUAGAUUUUACAAUGACACCUAGCCCCAGAUAGUGGAGUAAGACAUUUUUAAUGUCAAAAACAAUAUGAGGUCAGUAUUUUAAAGGUUUUUUUUUCAAAUGAUUUUCUGUCAACUGAGUUGACGUUCGAUCCUGAAUCUCUAAUUAAUGACUCCAGUUUUCUUUGCAAUUUGCGUGAACGUUACCAAAUUUUGAAUCAAAAAUGACCGUUUACUCAAACAAACUUUUCGCAGGCUGCGGUCAAAGCAUUAUCAGUUGACGACAAAACCAUAAGAUACUGCUGAUCCGUUACGCUUGUAUAAUUCAGUCCAUAACGUCACGUUACUCCUCAUAAAACGAAAAAUUCGAUAGCAAGUCGAAGACUAAAAUAUUACGAUAAUGUUUAUAAAAAUUACAAACAUCAUGACUAAGCAGCUGAAAUCAUGAACAUGAAUCACACUACUCAACGUGAAAAAUCCAAGAGCGAAUUCAUAAACAAAGUAUCACGCCAACACGAAGAGAAUUUUCUAAAAUCAUGACUUACCCCCUAAAACCAUGAACAUCGUUCAAUUCUCGGGUCUUUUAGUCAAUAUGGUUAAUACGAAUCAGUUUAUCUCCAAGUUAUGAAAUGGAAUCAUAAAAACUUCACUUGCAGUAACCCUUUUGAAACUUCGAGUGUAACGCAAUACAUUUUUGCGUGAAUUAGUUUUUUGAAAAUACAAAUAUGUUCCUCAAUACGUGGUUCAGUACGGCUACAUGUUAGAGGUUCCGAAAUGUAGUUUGAAGAGUAUUGCAACCGCCGCAGCAUCAUUUCCUAUUCCUACUAAGACGAGGAAAGCCUUUAUGAGAUGGUGUAAAUUCAAGAACACUCACGUGAGAAAAAAAAUAAGUUGGGCUGGUUGGGAAUUCCCAGUGUAAGUGGGAAGAAGACAAGUUGGUGUUUCUGAACAGUAAAGUUCAGUAUCUUUUUUGCGCCCCAUGGAGUGCUCUUCGCUGCUUUUGGAAUUACUUAUGCUGCAGUCUGCUUGAUAAGAUCUAAGUAAAAUACAGUCUUCCCAAAUGAACAUCGUACACAAUUUCGCUCUGUUGCUCAUAUUGAACCCACACUUUGUGUAUGAACUCAAACACGCUAUUUUGUACCAAAAUACGUGCACAUGUUCCAGUGGCGGAUCCAGCGGGAGGGUUCUGGGGGUCCGGACACCUCCCGAAAUUGUGUAACUUGUUGAGAAAUUUUAAAAUAGUUUCUAUUUUUAUUUGUUCUAAACUCAAAUUUGUUCUCAAAUCAAAUUCGACCAGGGAAAAUGAUUUUAUUAAAUAAUGUUAUUAGUUACUAUGUUUUAAUUGCCGCAAGGUUCUACUGUAUCGAUUUUGUUGGCUAUUUUCGGCAAAUUUGAGACUAAGAGAAACGAAAGCAAUGAAAUUGAAAGACGGGUAGGUAUUCUAGAGCGAAUCAGUUAUAAACUUAGAACGGAAAACUAGAACUAGGCAGGCUCAUAUGGGCAUGAUCGAAAGGAAAUGUGAAAAAUUCUUUGCCUUCUGCAGAGUAGGAGU
Molecule: messenger RNA, 9457 nt
Organism: Topomyia yanbarensis
Lineage: Eukaryota; Metazoa; Arthropoda; Insecta; Diptera; Culicidae
Product: allatostatin-A receptor-like
Exons: 5
Coding region: 696-1805 (369 amino acids)
Biological process (GO): G protein-coupled receptor signaling pathway
Cellular component (GO): membrane
Molecular function (GO): G protein-coupled receptor activity
Source: RefSeq, a predicted model, not a curated record